This is a messenger RNA of Chionomys nivalis (European snow vole), 1230 nucleotides long. RefSeq names its product adiponectin, C1Q and collagen domain containing (gene Adipoq). The transcript has 3 exons. NCBI's taxonomy places the organism in Eukaryota, Metazoa, Chordata, Mammalia, Rodentia, Cricetidae. Gene Ontology annotation, molecular function: protein binding. The record is from RefSeq and is a predicted model, not a curated record. The coding region runs from base 110 to 841 and encodes 243 amino acids.
GACUGCUUGUCCCCAUGAGUACCGGUCUCACUCAUAAGACCAGGCCAUUUUCUCCUCGUUUUCAUCUGUACGAUAGCCAGUAGAUCUGACUACACCAGAAGGGCUCAGGAUGCUGCUCCAAACUGUCCUGCUGCUCUUAGUUCUGCACCGUCAUGCUGAGGUUACCACAGCUGAAGAACCAGGAGUCCCACUCCCUCCUCCCAAGGGGACUUGUGAAGGUUGGAUGGCAGGCAUCCCAGGACAUCCUGGCCACAAUGGAACACCAGGCCGUGAUGGCAGAGAUGGUACUCCUGGUGAGAAGGGCGAGAAAGGAGAUGCAGGUCUUCUUGGCCCUAAGGGUGAGACAGGAGAUGUUGGGGGGACUGGAGCUGAAGGGCCCCGAGGCUUUCCCGGAAUUCCCGGCAGGAAAGGCGAGCCUGGAGAAGGCGCUUACGUGUAUCGCUCAGCAUUCAGCGUGGGGCUGGAGACUGGAGUCACGGUGCCCAAUGUUCCCAUCCGCUUUACUAAGAUCUUCUACAACCAACAGAACCACUACGACGGCAGCACCGGGAAAUUCUAUUGCAACAUCCCCGGGCUCUACUACUUCUCCUACCAUAUCACAGUGUACCUGAAGGACGUGAAGGUGGGCCUCUUCAAAAAGGACAAGGCCGUUCUCUUCACCUACGACCAGUACCAGGAGAAGAACGUGGACCAGGCUUCUGGCUCUGUGCUCCUCCACCUGGAGGUGGGCGACCAAGUCUGGCUCCAGGUGUAUGGGGAUGGGGAUCAUAAUGGACUCUAUGCAGACAAUGUCAAUGACUGCACCUUCACUGGCUUCCUCCUGUACCAUGAUACCAACUAACUCAGAGCUCCCAAUGGCCUAAGUACCCCAAGAAUCAAGGAACAGUCAGCAGGCUUCCAGCAUAGUUUGAAAGAUUGAUUUUAUUGUUGAGCUUGAGGGUUCUGAAUAUUAUCCGCAUGUGUGCUCAUUCAUUCAUGAAAUGGCUUUAUUUUUUAAAAAAAAUCAUCGCUGUGUUCUUAGUCCAGAAAAAGAAGCCUUCCCUGGUCUCCACAAGUCUUACAUAGUAGCAAUCAUAGAAUAAAAAUAACAUUUAGGGGGAAGUUUCACAAUGCUCCCACUGACUAUGAAGAAGUAGAUAAUGCUAUUUUGUGUUCACUGUCUCUCUUGAUCUUCACACAAAUCCUCUGUAUACUGUUUAUAUAUGAAAUACAGUAUCUCCUCUUUUUACA